Molecule: messenger RNA, 780 nt
Organism: Mesorhabditis belari
Lineage: Eukaryota; Metazoa; Nematoda; Chromadorea; Rhabditida; Rhabditidae
Source: the annotation of a GenBank genome assembly
AUGGAAAGAGUCAUGGCUCAACUUCGGCAAGCGAUAGCAGUUGAAGAUCAGCAUAUUCAUCAAGCUUCUCGAGCUUUGGUGUAUUGUCGGCAGUCUGGACAGUUCUGUGGAAGCCGUCAGGAAGUCGAAGGUCAACGUGCCCUUCUUGUUGCAACAGAAACCCGGAACGUACUCUUUCUCUCAAAGAACUUUUUGAAGGGAUAUGUGAAUCAUUAUGAUGACUUAAACAUCACUUACUACUUUAUAAUCCUGCUCAAAUGUGGCUCAACUUUACUUCAUACAGCUCUGCUCUCUACUGAAGAUGGAAUUCAAGCGGAUGGCGCUAUUGAAUACAAUCAAUACUUAAAGAUUGAGAACAUUUGUUCGGAUUUUGAUUGUCUUUUAGAAGUUUAUGCUUUGCGCUCGAGCAAACGUUAUGAACAGAAACGAAAAAAGAGCGGAUCCAUGAAAGGCCUCAACGCGGCUUUUUCAUUUUCUACAAAAUCGCCGAAGACUCCCAAAAAGACACCAUCUGGCAAUCGCAUCCUGGAUUCGAAAUUUCAUUUGGUUGGGAAUCUCUACCUGAACAUGGAAAAUGUGGAUAACGGGAUUCGAGUAACCAUUUGGCUUGACCUCAGAAUACAGCAAAGCUUCGUUGGACAAGCCGGUUGGGGCUGGGAUAGCAAAAGAGUCGCCGGGAGGAUUCGAACCCGCGACCCCCUCACGACCGUGACCGCUUACCAGGCGAGCGCUCUACCAAUGAGUCACACCGACAACGGAUCGCUGCAUCAGAUUGAGGUG